GGGCAUGUAUGGGUGCGUCAGGCGCUGGCAAGGCCAUAGUGUUUGUGCACGACACCACGUACGCGACAGGCAGCCGACAAGAAAAAGGCACACCAAUCCAUGAGACCCCGAUGACACGACAGCUGUCAGUCAUGCAUAUGCACACUCAUGGACGUCAGUAGGUAGCUAGGUAGGCAAGCAUCAUAGCGGUGAAUGCACUUACCAUCGCGUCCGUCAUCAGUCAGCCCACCCACACACACCCACACACUCCACUCCCGCCCAUACAUAGCUCACUCACCCAUUGAUUCUCGGUGUCCAAAGCACCUCCAUGUCAUCUGACCGACCCAUCGUCCACCGACGUACUGGUCCACCAUCGAUCGCCCCUUCCAGCGCACCCGAUCGCCCGCCCGCCCCUCCUCUUUGCGCCCCGCCCCCGACACACAGACUGCAGGGCCGACAGGUGUCACGCCGCAUACUCGAAGGACGAGGAUGGCAAAGAGACGGUCACGAGACAAACGGGAAUAGACAGUGCAACGCUGUCGGUCGGCCACACAAAUGAAUGGCGGCUCGGACGACUUCGCCCCAAUGUGUGGGCCCGUUCGACUUGCGUCUUUUGGCGGGGAGAAGGCUCUUGGUCGGCGGCUGGCGGGUGGAGUGGGUGGGUGGGUGGGGCUUGCUUGUCAUGCGUCCACCCGUCUCUCUGCAGGCAGAUGAAGGAGAGAUAGAAGGGGAGUAGAGUGAGCCUUUAUUUGAGACGGACAUCCCGCUCAUGUGUGUGCGAUGCCCACCCACCUGUCACUUAUGCAGCUAGCUGUGGAUGGAUGUAGUCGGCAGAGUAACGUGUCGGUCGGCCUGUAGGAAUGUGUGUGUACGAGGGCCAGUGAGUGCUGGCUGUGCUGUGCGCCUGACAAACGAGACACACAUGGAUAGUUGGACACACGAGGUCGGGAGGGAUGAGUGCAUGUGUGUGGUGCUCACCAGUGAGUGCAAUUAGUGAGUAUCAGAGUUAUGUCAGUCAGUGACGUCGGCGGCCUUGGCCAGCGACCAAACUCACGCAGAUCGGCGGCAUGGCGCAUCUGAACAAAAGAUCGACGAAUAUGUGUGUGUGUUGGCUGGCAGGGUGCUGUCCGCGCACCUCACCUUCUUCCACAGCGAUCAUGUGCUUGCUUAAAAACAGGUAUGCAUCUGGGCAGUGUGUCUGUCUGUGUCUUGACACACAACCGGGAAAGCCUCUCCUUCUUCUGUCUCCCAGCUAGCACGAUGGUCGAACGAAGCCAGCUCCAUGGGCCUCGACGGUCAGAGGCGCGUCCGCCGACCCCGUUGGCCGGUGUGAUGCCGUGUGCAGUGGCGUCCGCUUCUCCUGCCACUGCGUGCUGAUAGCCAUGAUACAUGAUAGAUCUGGCCCAGCGGAACACCAUAUGCACCAGCUCAAGUAGGGCGGCAUCCAGCUGUCUGCAGUCGUGGAUGAAGUGCUGGUGCCGUCCGUAGUGGGUGUGUGCGCGUAGAUGGGUCAGCCGAUUGAGUGGCGAAAGACAGCAGCGUGUUGGUUCCGGCAGAGGCGGACAGCCGCUUCUCUUGUCAGCCGUGGUGUGCCGCCAAGGGUGCCCCGGCGUGGCGCCGGGAGGCUGCGUGCCGGCGUGCACGUUAGAUGGUGGCCGCAAUAGACACACGAGACAGCAGCUGAGACGAAUCCCUGAUACACAUAACCGCCGACACACAUUGUUUAUUGUGUGCGGCGAGCCCUUCCUUGUCUGCCUGCCUUGUCACUCACUCACCUGAACUCGUCCAGAGAUGGCGGCGUUUGCCUAAACGAAGGCCAGCGCGUUUCUGUCGGUCGGCCUCGUUUGGAUGGAUGAUCCGUCUGGUUCAAUCGGUAGUCCUCACGAUGCCGAUGUCGGGCCGCUCCGCAACGAACGCACCCGCCCCAACCAGAGGCCAAUGCGUCAGACAAAAUUAACGUGCACCUGGCUGACGAACAAAACACAGAGAUGGACAGAAAGCCAUGGGACGUGACACACACGUGUGUGUGGGGGGUUGGGGCUUUGGUGGUUGCUUACGGCUUGCUCAUAGAGUGAGGUGCAGCGUCGUCCGGUGAGGGACAGCAUCGUUGGUGUCCAUACAAACAGCACAUGGUGAGUGGAGUGAGUAGGUCGAAUGAACCGUGGACCCAAAAUAUUACAAUGAAUACGCAGCAAGUCAGUCAGUCAGUCAGUCGACACGGAUGCACACACACAUCUCACGCACUGCCCUCAGCCGCACUCACCCAGGCCCUGACCGACACCAUCCACCCACCCACCCUCCACCAACCUGCCUCCCGACCCCGACAAGCACCACCAUUACCACCACCACCCGAUUGUUUCGGUCAACGAGAACACCGCCGACGCACAGAAGAAGUAGACAGACGGGGAGUAGACAGCGACACACCACACCCACGCACACGAACGAAACGGGAGUGUCACGACCAUACGGAAGGACGAGAAGAAAAGGACAAAGCAGCGUCACGACCAUACGGAAGGACGAAAAGAAUACGACAAAGGAGAAAAAAAAGCAAUACAAUACAAUACACUAAUUAACUAACAAAAACAAAGAAGAGCCAUCCUCCCCCGUCUGUCUACAUAUGGGGGCGCGGGGGCCUCUUCUUGUGGUGGCGGUGGGUGCUGGGUGGGGUGCUUCUCGUCGGCGGAGAAGGCACAGACGCUACACGUGUUGGGGAUGAGUACUUGUGUUUGGAGAGCUCCUCUCGGGGCUGCUCCACCCGCACCUGGGCCGACAGGGCUGCUCCUCGACGCUGUACGAUGGCGGGGCAGGCGCGGCAGCUCUAUCAGCGAUCUCUUUGCCCUCCUGGGUGAUGACCUGCUCGUGCUGUUGUGCCGCAGGCUCGUGGUCGCCAAUCCUGAGUGAGUGAGCAUCGGACAACGCACACACACGUACAUACAGACAUGUGUGUGUUAUGGGUAGGGGUGUGGAUGCUUACUUUUGUAUCUCUUCAGUACCUUCCUCCCCCAUGGCUUUGGCCAUGGACGCCGCGCCGCGGCGCCGACCACCUCUGCCUCUUGCCCGCCCUCGCGAGGGGCGCGGUAGGUCUGCACUGAUGCCGCCGGUGGGGGGCCGAAUGGUGCGCCUGGGGAGGGGAGAUAGGGCGGCUGCUGAGUGUCUCGCUCGUAGUAGAGCUGGCCUUCGUGUGUGGGCUGCUGUGACCAACGGGUCUGCCGGAUGGCCUCGCCCGUCAAUCCCCGAGUGACCAACGGGUCUGCCGGAUGGCCUCGCCCGUCGAUCCCCGAGUGACUAAGGCCCACAGGCGGAUUGCUGGCAUGCGGCCCUGGUCGCCCUCCUCCGCCUCCAUGGACACCACCACAGGGCCGGGUGACCGGCCGGCACGCCAUAAACGGCACUCACCCGACGGCUUCAGCUCGUCCUGCUCGUCCAGCGACACCGGCACGUUGGGUGAG
This is a messenger RNA of Vitrella brassicaformis, 3428 nucleotides long. The record is from the annotation of a GenBank genome assembly. Lineage: Eukaryota; Vitrellaceae.